CAAGGAAGCGCUCAGCUUGGUCGCCGCUUAGAACGUGUUUGUCACAACAAUCAGAGUCAAAAUGACGUUUGUUCAGAGUAUUACUAAAGAGGCUCUGGUGGGAUCUAUUACACUGGGGGUUGUUUUUGUCACCGGUUAUGUCUUAGGGAAAAGGAAAUCUUACAGAAUGAUCUCCAAAAGUCAUUGCGGGGGAAAAGAUGACCCUUUGAUGCAGUACGUCCUCAGUCACUCCUUGAGGGAGCAUCCGGUCCUGAAGAAACUCAGACUGAGGACAAUGGAAGACUCCAUGAACGUCAUGAUGGUCGCCUGUGAGCAGUCCCAGUUCAUGGCUAAUCUGGCAAAACUAAUACAAGCCAAGAAAGCAUUAGAAAUUGGAGUAUACACAGGUUACAACACACUGAGCAUGGCGCUGGCUUUGCCAGACGAUGGAGUUUUGGUGGCAUGCGAUAUCAGUGAAGAAUACACCAGUAUUGGAAAACCCUUCUGGAAAGAGGCUGGGGUUGAGAACAAAAUUGAUCUACGCUUACAGCCAGCAUUGAAAACACUAGAUGACCUCCUUGCUGAUGACCAGGCAGGGACAUAUGACUUUGCCUUCAUCGAUGCAGAUAAAGUUAACUAUGAAGGCUACUAUGAAAAGUCACUGCAGUUGUUAAGGAAAGGAGGCAUCAUUGGGAUUGACAAUGUUCUGUGGGGUGGAAAGGUUCUCAGUCCGACCCCUGAUGACGAGGACACAGUGGCCAUCGACAAACUGAACAAGAAGUUGGUCGGCGAUAAACGCAUCCUACUCAGCAUGCUCACAGUUGGAGAUGGGCUCACAAUUGCUGUGAAAUUAUAGUUAAGUGGAUGAAUUAUGCGUGUGGUCAUAGCUGACAUACAUAGGUGUUGUAUGUGAACAUGCUACUGGAAGUUUAUGUGGCCUGACAACACUGAAUUUCUAAGUCAUUUUUUAAGUCAGUUUUUACAGUGUGUUAAUAAAACAAUAAAAACAGA
This is a messenger RNA of Solea senegalensis (Senegalese sole), 990 nucleotides long. RefSeq names its product catechol O-methyltransferase domain-containing protein 1-like. The coding region runs from base 62 to 835 and encodes 257 amino acids. The record is from RefSeq and is a predicted model, not a curated record. Lineage: Eukaryota; Metazoa; Chordata; Actinopteri; Pleuronectiformes; Soleidae. Gene Ontology annotation, molecular function: S-adenosylmethionine-dependent methyltransferase activity; O-methyltransferase activity. The transcript is spliced from 7 exons.